This is a messenger RNA of Saprolegnia parasitica CBS 223.65, 410 nucleotides long. RefSeq lists its product as hypothetical. The transcript has a single exon. NCBI's taxonomy places the organism in Eukaryota, Oomycota, Saprolegniomycetes, Saprolegniales, Saprolegniaceae. The record is from RefSeq and is a predicted model, not a curated record. Bases 1 to 375 code for a protein of 124 amino acids.
AUGACCACUUCUGCUUCCGACGUCAUGUGGUCGAUCCCGGCGCUUCUCGCUUCGACGCCGUCGGGCCGCGAGGUCCGUGAGUACUAUGUCGACGAGAGCUCGCCAACGCUCGACACAAACGUCGUCGCGACAUCCGCGCCGCUGCCAUCCGCGCCUCGGCUGUCCCACGCGCUCCCGGAUGCGCCGCUUUUGCCAUGCUGGGGCGUCUUCCUUGGCGCGCUCGUCGCCAUGCUCAUGACGCUUAUCGUGUACAAGCUCGUGCGCGGGAAGCGAAAAGGCCGCCACUUGUACCGGACAGUCCCGCUCGCACAGCUCGUCACGGUGUGCGAGGCGGGCGAAGGCGCGACCGAAGAUUACGUCUUGAUCGAAGUCUAGCGCACGGAGGCGCCGUGAUAGAAUAGAUAGAUAAA